CGCAUGCGUACUACCAUCUAGCGGCUCCAGAAUAGGGAGAAUCGGUGGGAGUUAGCAAGCUGUGUAAUGGCGGCCUCGGUGUUGCUGUCUGCGGAGAACACCGGACUUACUUUUGCGUUCGGCAAUUCUGGAACUGUAGGGGCUCCCGGGAAUGGAGUAGGGGUACCGGUUCCUGUACCUUGGAAUCGGUCACUGGACAGGGCAUUAGACGAAGCCUCCGCAACUGGUUGCCUCAACCUCAGCGGCAGGAAACUGAAGGAGUUCCCGAGGAGCGCCGCCAACCACGACCUCACAGACACAACUCGGGCCGACCUGUCCCGUAACCGUCUGCCAGAGCUGCCCGUGGAGGUGUGUAUGUUUGUUUCUCUGGAACACCUGCAGCUCUACCAGAACUGCCUGCGCUCGCUGCCUGAGACUCUUCUCAAUCUCCAGGCCCUCACCUACUUGAACAUAAGUCGGAACCAGUUGUCGACCCUGCCCAGUCCGGUGUGCAGUCUGCCGUUGAAGGUCCUGAUCGCUUGUAACAACAAGCUGGUCUCCCUUCCCGAAGAGCUCGGCCAACUACGACAGCUCACAGAACUGGACGUGAGUUGUAAUGAGAUCCAGACACUGCCUCCUCAGGUUGGUCGACUGGACUCGCUGCGAGACCUCAACAUCCGCCGCAACCACCUGGCCCGCUUGCCCCCAGAGCUGGCUGCGUUGCCACUGGUGCGUCUGGACUUUUCUUGUAACAAGGUGACAUCCAUCCCUGUGUGUUACCGCAACCUGCGCCACCUACAGAGCAUCGUGCUGGACAACAACCCACUACAGAACCCACCCGCACAGAUUUGUAUAAAGGGGAUGAUCCAUAUAUUUAAGUAUCUGAACAAUGAGGCCAGCAAGACUACACCUGAGCUCCCAGACUACGACAGGAGACCCCUGGCCUUCGGAUCCUGUGUGGAGGAGCUGUACCCUGGCCGACCGUACGGAGCGCUGGACUCUGGCUUCAACAGCGUGGACAGUGGAGACAAGAGAUGGUCAGGCAACGAGCCCACGGAUGAGUUGUCGGACCUGCCACUGCGUGUGGCAGAGAUAACCAAAGAACAGAGACAUCGGAGGGAAAGGGAGGAGCACAGGACAACUGGCUCCCAUCCUGUGACCAACGGCACAUUAGAGGCAGAGCUGGAGCAGAUCGACUUUAUAGACAGUUGUACAGGAGAGGAGGAGGAGGAAGAGGAGGAGGGUAGGAGAGGAGAAGUAGCAGAAACCAUCAGCCUCAGUUCCCAGUUCAUGGCUUACAUUGAGCGCCGCGUCACCAGAGAGGGCUCUCCAGUCAAGUCCAACUCCUCCAGAGACUCGAGGACAGACGACCCGAGGCGACACAAUUCUCUGCAGAACAGGACUGCACAUGAUCCAGCCUCUUCUGCCUCUCAUAAUCAGAGAGGGUCAGGGGCCAGGGUUGGUGUUGGUGCCGGUCCGUGCGGGGCGCCGGGUGGGGGCGUGGAGCGCGUGCGGAGGAUGGCCCAGUUGGCCGCCCUGCGGUACGAGGAGGAGAGGCAGAAGUCGCGAUCAGUGCAGCGGGACACCGUCAUGACCUACGUCAAGCACAAAGCAUCUCAAAGCCCUACCAAGCUGAGUCCCACAGAGAACGAGAACGCGUACCCCUCCAGGCGUUCCACCCACACGGACGACUCAGCCCUCUUCAUGCAGGGCGAGGAUCGCUCCUCCUCCCUGUCUCCCACAGCCCUCCAAUCACCUUCUUACCCCGGCCCUGUUGCCCCGCCCUCCUGCCAGGGGCCCGCCCAGCGGCCAGACAGCUUCCUGUUUCGCCUCAGCCAGAAGGAAGAGCAGAGGAGAGGUGAUGGUGCCGCCCCCAGGCCGGAGCCUGAAGAGGUGACCCCUACCCAGCCUCAAGGCCCCAUGGGAGAGGAGGCUGCUCUGGUGGAGCAACUGCGGAAGAACAUAGAGUCGCGUCUGAAAGUGUCCUUGCCCAGCGACCUGGGAGCAGCACUGACCGACGGGGUCGUCCUCUGCCAUCUGGCAAAUCAUGUGCGGCCACGAUCCGUACCCAGCAUCCAUGUGCCCUCCCCUGCUGUGCCCAAACUGACGAUGGCCAAGUGUCGGCGGAACGUGGAGAACUUUCUGGAGGCGUGUCGCAGGAUCGGGGUUCCACAGACCCAGCUGUGCCUGCCCCUCCACAUCCUGGAGGAGAGAGGGCUCCCCCUGGUGGCCGGGAUGGUACGUGCGCUCCUGGAGCUGGCCCCGCCCAAAUACACAACCUCCCCUGCCACCACCACUAACCCUCUGGCCAUGUAGGGCAGCAGAGUUCCACACUCACUCAUGGAUGGACAGAUACAGGACCCACCCUCUCGCUCUCCGAAUGUACGUUAUAUGGCUUUCCCUCUCGACCACCCCCCACUUCCCCUCAACCCUAGACCCCCCCCCCCCCCUCAACCAUACAGGGUCACCCAGCCUUCCCAGACAGGUCUUCCCCAAUGAAGAGAGAAGAGGGAGCACGAGUACGUCAAAGAAAGGGAUGACUGUCUCUUCCUCUGUGUCCUCACACAGACUGCUUACGACUUGCAGCCUUACGGACGAACAGAUGGACAACCGAGAUUGUCCCAGACAAACAGUCAGUUGGACGGCGAGUAAGAGUGGUUUUUUAUUUUCUAUUAUUAGUCAUUUGACUUCUCUCUCCAUCCUCCUCUUAUCUAUGUUCAGUAGGGGUUGUUUUAUUUUCUAUUAUUAUUUCAUCUUAUUUUUCAUAUUCCUUUUACUUUCACAUGUUAGAUCCUUGCAUGUCAGAGGGGUUGGGUGGGUGUAUGGGGAAGGGUUAGGAGACUAGGAAGUUGUCGGUUGCAUAAGUAACCUUUUAAGGUCAUGUGCUACAAAGAGCAACAAUAACGGUGGUGGUCUGUCGUCAUGGGAACAUUGAUGCUGCCAACACUUAAAAUGAACCCGUCUUUUUUUUGUUUUGUUAUUGUGGUCAAAUCACGAGCUGGCUGAAUCAAAAACCGAUGCUGGAUUAGAGAGAGAGAGGGCGCUCCGGGAAUCUACGCUUUAUACUUUCUCAAAAUGUGUACAAAACAUUACGAACACCUUCCUAAUAUUCAGUUGCACCCCCAGAACAGCCUCAAUUCGUCAGGGCCUAGACUCUACAAGGUGUCGAAAGCAUU
This is a messenger RNA of Salvelinus namaycush (lake trout), 3155 nucleotides long. RefSeq names its product DISP complex protein LRCH3-like. Gene Ontology annotation, molecular function: protein binding. Bases 67 to 2295 code for a protein of 742 amino acids. The record is from RefSeq and is a predicted model, not a curated record. NCBI's taxonomy places the organism in Eukaryota, Metazoa, Chordata, Actinopteri, Salmoniformes, Salmonidae. The transcript has 20 exons.